ACUUGGGUUUCACUUGAAAAUAUAAAAAAAUUAAGGAACAAUAUUUCCGUUGAGUAAUAUUUCUUAAAAAAUACAAGAGCUGGCUAUUUUAAGAAAUAUGCCAUGUUAUAAUUAAGGUUCAAGUACAUGUAGUUUUCUCCCACCUGGCCGUUUCAACGUUACCAGCAGAACAGUCCGAACGUGUUAUGUUUACCAAGUUGUCUAUCACCCCAAAUAAAGUGUCAGAGGAACACACACAAUAACGGUAUUUUCUUUAGUACUCCGGUUUUAUCCGUAGUAGUUCAGCGCGACAGGAUAUAUGCACGCAUCCUGUCUUUUUAAAAAAAAUGUACAUCCAUGGAGUUUAAAGCAGUGCCAAUACUUUGUAUAAGUUAUCCAAAAUAAGUGGCCACUACACGCAGAACAACGUGUAAAACGAAUUCGCACGGUAAUUAAAGUUUUGAGCGAACUGACCGUUGCACAAAUGAAGCUGAAGAAGGAUUUAUGGGGGGGGGGGGGUUAAUUUGUUUUUAAAGCGGUGCAUUCUUUUACACGUCUGGCUGCUGGUGGGCAGCAUUCAAAACACGACGUUCCCCCGUCCUGGCCUGCUUCGUUUUGCUUCCGCAGGCCACAAAACCCAGCCCCCUUUUUGCCAAGACCGGAUUUGGUCAAUCUUUCCCACCCCCGAAAAGCGAGAGAGACACAAAAACAAAACCUUUUCAGCCAAGCAAACUGCAUUUUUCAGUAACAGCUGCCGGGCGCUGGCAUUACUUCUGGUUUAUAACAACAAGCAUAAUGGCUAUGAAAACUACUAGGUUCAGGCCAACAGGAGUGGGCAGAGCGCAAGCAUUGGACAGAAAGAAUUCACAAGGAAGCAGCGAAUCUUCAUUCGAUGGCAGUAGUUCAUAUUUUGAACCAGCAAGGAAGUACUACUUAUUUAUUUACUCCCUCAUGCAGUUCCUUGGACAUUCUUGGGUAUUUGUCAACAUGACCGUUCGCAUGCUUCAUUUUGGAGAAGACUCAAUGAUAGAUACUUUUUACGCAAUCGGCGAAGUGAUGAGUUACUGUCAAGCUUUGUCGCUUCUGGAGGUAAUCAAUUCGCUACUGGGCCUCUCGAAAAGUGCUCUCAUCCCCACGAUUUUACAGGUGCUCAGUAGAAACCUUCUGCUGUUUGUCGUAAUCUGGAACCAAGAGGAGCUUCAAAACACAGUGGUGGUGUUUGCGGUGUUCUACUUGUGGAGCUCCAUUGAAAUAUUCAGGUACCCAUAUUACAUGCUUGCCAGCCUGAGCAUGGAGUGGGAGCUCCUUACAUGGCUUCGCUACUCCUUCUGGCUUCCACUCUGCCCGCUGGUCUUGUUUGCUGAAGUGAUUUGCGUCCUGCAGUCCCUUGAACAUUUUGAGCACUCGGGAGAGGUUUUCCUGAAUUUCCAGGAGCCACUUAACAUAUCAGCACUGUUUCCUUACGUACUCUACACUUAUUUGCUACUAAUAUUGCCACUCAGGUUUAUCGUCAAUUCCCAUUAUCUUUACAAGCAAAGACAGAAGAACUUGGAAAUGCUUAAACAAAAGUUCCAGUAACUAUGCACACAUUGCCAAGUGCCACGUAAUUACACCUUUUUUUUCAAAAUACUGUAUAGACCUCAACUUGUGAGGAACCAAAAAUUGCGGAUCUUGUUAUCUGCAAAAUUAUCUCUGAAUUUACUCCCUUUAUCCACAGGAAAAAUGUACAGAUAACCGUGGAUAAUCAGUGAUUUUUCACCCACAUCCCAUUAGUCAAGAACAUUUGCGGACAAUAGGAAAUAAUUCCGCAAUGAUCUUUGGGACAAUUGGAAGAUUAGGGUCACAAUAGUUUUCACACACCCUACUGCUGCCACAGAUAAUAGGAGUUAUGGGUAAUAGGGUCAAAUAUGAAUUAGUUAUUUUCACUGUAUAUAACCUUUUAUGAAACACAUCACAAACUGAAAUUGAGAAGUGUUUACUACAGUUAUGCAGUUUUACAUUGAAUAAAAAGUACAGUAUUACUGCAAUACUUUUAGACAUAUAGUGAAUCUUGAAUACAUGUAUAUUUUUGUUAAUCGGCCUAUUCACUGCCGUCAAUUUGAACAAUUGUCACGAUAUGGGGUCGUGACUCAUUUCUACUUCUCGUCUGUAUGGUGGAUUUUCUUUGCUUAACUGCAUAAAAAUCGGUCGUAAUUGAAUGUAUGUAUCACCAUAUACCUAAUCUUUUUAUAUGGAGCAGUUGUCACAUACCAGAACCAAUUUUCAACAGCUUUUGACAAACCAUUGCCUUUUUUUUCAAAUAGUGCCUAUUACAUUGAACACAGAUUUAUAUUUGUGCAAAAAUCUUACGAUUUUUAGUUACCGUAGCUGCAUUUCGUUCUGUUUAUAAGGGCUGUAUUUUCAAUUUUCAGUGCAAACCGCAUACAAUUAAAACUUCAUUUGUAGAAAAUGUUAUAAGCAUAUAGCACUGAAAUACAGUACUCUUUGCAUGCUUCACAUUAAACACGGCUUAACAAAAUUGCUCUCGAAAUUGAAGUUCAAAAUAUGUAAAAUUUGCUCAAUUACCGUAAUGAUAAAGCAAGACGAAAGUUUAUUUUCAGGAUAGUAAAUACACGUGGUUUAACUACAACGCAGGACUGUAAAUGGUUAUGAAGUGUUGAUUCAAAACAUCCAAUUCUUAACCAAAAUGCUCCACAGUACUCGUACUGUAGUGUGCCACUAUUAAAUGCAUCUUUAGUUUUCAAAAUGAAACGGAAGUGAGUAGAGUACCGUUAUCAUUUCCUGGACUCUUAUAACAACUUUGGUCAUUGUACAGUGAGGUUAGCAUUGCAAUUGCUGGGUGUGUGACCAUUACAGACAGCUCGAGAGAAGGCAGUGAUGGAAUACUACAACCGUUAUGUCUCUAACUAAAAUAAAUACACGAAUUAUAUUUUACCAGGUAAGGCCCACUGAGCUAUUUGGCUGUGAUUCAGAAGCGACCUGGCCACAAAUGACAGCUCAAUGAAGUGGCUUAUGUGUACAUUUACAGCAGCCAAACACCAUAAACGCAUGUUGAUUCUAAAUGUGGAGGGAAAAACCGUAGGACUCGGAGAAAAAUCCACACGACCACGGGGGAUAACAUGCAAACUCCACAUGUACAUGCGUCGGACUUGGGAUGGAACCCACGAUCUCUUGUAUACCCCAAUGACACACCAGUACUUGCACAGAGAGCUUGCAACUCAUUGUUUAUGCGAUGGGUACAGAGUACAUACUCGCACGGUAUUGGUAGCUUACAUUGUUGGUGCUCAUUUUGCAGUAUUGAAACCGAAAUGGCAACGUUCUUUGUGCUCUUUUCACGUGGAAAUAAAAAAAACAUGCAGUUUAUAUCUACA
Molecule: messenger RNA, 3350 nt
Organism: Petromyzon marinus (sea lamprey)
Lineage: Eukaryota; Metazoa; Chordata; Hyperoartia; Petromyzontiformes; Petromyzontidae
Product: very-long-chain (3R)-3-hydroxyacyl-CoA dehydratase-like
Biological process (GO): very long-chain fatty acid biosynthetic process; sphingolipid biosynthetic process; fatty acid elongation
Cellular component (GO): endoplasmic reticulum membrane
Molecular function (GO): 3-hydroxyacyl-CoA dehydratase activity
Source: RefSeq, a predicted model, not a curated record